AUGGGGCGCACUAAACGCCCGGAGCAGUCCCAGACCCCGAGGCACUCCUCACAGGGCCCGCUGGACGGGUUUCUCCACCCGCAGACUGGAGCGAGCGGAGGCUCCGCGAGCCCCAAAAUGGCAGCGUCAUCCACCUCGGGACAGGAGAGGCCGGCACUGGACCGGAUUGAAGAUACCCUGAGGGACCUGGCUGCAGCCAUGGUGACAAAAUCCGACCUCCAGGCUAACACAACAACCAUCCAAGAUACCCUGCGGACGGAGAUUGCUGGGAUCCGCACGGAGCUCACAGCGCAAGCAGGCCGCAUUACUCUGAUGGAGGAGGCGAACGCGGCCCUCACGACCCGCGUGACAGCUACUGACAUGGCUGUGGCACGACAAGGGGAGAUGCUGCUCUCCAUGCGUCGACAUCUCGAAGAUGUAGACAAUAGAGGCAGGAGAUGCAAUAUACGGGUACGUGGGGUACCGGAGGCGGAGGGGACGGAGAAUGCUAUGGAAAUCCUCACGGAACUCUUCUGCUCCCUACUGUUUCCGACUCCGCCGCCUGAGAUCGAAUUUGAACGGGCGCACAGGGCCUUGCGACCUCGCAAUAUGGAGGACGGGCCGCGGGACCUCAUAUGCUGCCUACACUCCUUCCCGGUGAAAAACACCAUUAUGGCUAAGGCACGGGAACGGCAAACCUGGCCCUUUAGAGGAGUUCAAGUUUCUCUCUAUAAUGAUCUGUCUCCCAUAACACUGGAGGCCAGACGGGCCCUCCGCCCAGUUACUGCUACACUGAGAGACCGUAACAUUCCAUACAAAUGGGGCUUCCCCUUUGCCUUGAUGGCUAGGCACCAGAAUAGAUGGCUCACUUUGAGAUGGCCAGAGGAGGUUCCGCGGUUCAUAGGAGAAAUGGGCCUCCCCUCACCGUCGGUCCCCAACUGGAUACUGGGACCGCUGGGCCCACAGCCGAGACCACAGAGAGGGCCAAGACAACGAGACGUGAGAGCUCCUCCUGCUCAACACCCUGGGCGACGCGGAGACCCGACGUCCCCUGAAGAAUAA
Messenger RNA from Pelobates cultripes (western spadefoot toad), 1041 nucleotides. The record is from the annotation of a GenBank genome assembly. Lineage: Eukaryota; Metazoa; Chordata; Amphibia; Anura; Pelobatidae.